UCAGGUCUUCUGGAGGUCAUAGCGCUAACAGAGAAAUUCACCUUCAAUCCUAAGGAGGGAAUAGACAACCCAGCAAUGGUCAUCUCAGAUGAUGCAGAGCCUUGCUUGAGACCCACACUGCGUCUCUGCAUUCUUAAACGUGAAGAGGGUGAGUCCUUCAGCUUCCACCUGCGUGUGGAGAAGGGCUGCCUUGGUCGUGUGAUCAGACAUGUGACGCCAUGCGGGGUGGUGGAGCGCGGCGGUCUCAGAGACGGGGAUCGACUUCUGUAGGUCAAUGCGGGCUUUGUGGAUGACAUGAUACACCCAAAGGUCAGUGGCACAGCUGUCAGUUUUUUGGUGGCCAUGCGUAUGAAGCUUAGUGGGCGCCAGCUGUGUCUACUGGUGUUGGAUAUAGCUUCAGGCUUUGGAGUCAACUUCCUGCUUGUGGAAGGGGAGAAGGGCCGGAUCUCAGUGAGCCUGGUGAGCGGGGGUCCAGCCGAGAGAGCGGGGGUGUGUAGGGGAGACCGCCUGCUGUGGAUCGAUGGCAACACAGUGUCAGAGCUCACAAACUCUGUUCUCAGCAAGAUGGUGAAGAAGUGCAGGGACCACAUGACCAUCCUGGUGAUUGACAGUGAGAGUGAGCAGAGCUAUGUCCGUUGGCGGAUGCCUAUCCUUCCCACCCUGGCUGGUUCCCACCACAACCUGCCACAUUCACCCAGGAAACUCCAGCUGGUCCCUGGACCCAAGGGUCAGAGAGGAGAUGACACCGACACCGUGAUGAUACAUAUACAAACAAACUCAACUAUGCAUACCAUAUUCCUUUGUGUUCUCCAGAAAGGACCUCUGGGUUUCGGCAUUAACUUGGGCUGUGUCCAGGACACCCCUGGAAUCUUUGUAAGCCAGGUGGCGCUGUGGGGCUCUGGGAGUAGAGCAGGACUUUUGGUAGGGAACGUGGUGAUGGAGGUGAACGGACAGAACAUGGAGGAGAACUGUCUGGAGAAUGUGAUGGUUCUGGUUCAGGAGGGAGGACAUUCCCUUUCUCUUUUGGUUGUGGAGAAGAGUGGGUACAACAAGCUCGGACAGAGCCAGAGUCCCUUUACUGCUGUAGAGGCUACGGUGGAGGAGGAAACUGAUGGCAUAUCUGCCCUGUGA
This is a messenger RNA of Oncorhynchus mykiss (rainbow trout), 1131 nucleotides long. The record is from RefSeq and is a predicted model, not a curated record. Lineage: Eukaryota; Metazoa; Chordata; Actinopteri; Salmoniformes; Salmonidae.